AGCUACAGCAUUUGAAACGUCUUAAAACAAAACGCAGUGCUUGUAACAGCACCGACCGCUCAGAGACAUUGUAUUAUGGAUUCCAUAGGUGCCACCGCCAUGGUAGACGAGGACAACGAAUAUCCGAACGGUGAUACCCUUUCCACCGACGAAGAACCCCAAACCGAUAUCGAAACCGGAGCAUCGCUUUUGCCACAACCUCAAACUCUGGAUACGGGAGGCACGGAUGAAGGCAUUGCCAGAGUCAUCCAUCCCGAUGGCAACGAGGAAAAUGGCGGCGGCGACGAACCCAGCGAAGACGGAGACGAAAUCACCACUCUCCCCGUUGUGAAGGAUAUUGAAUCGAAACAGGCUCGUCGUGCAUACAACCAGUAUCUUGUGACCAAGCUAAUGGCCGUUGGGAGCGUUGGCGGGGGCAUCACCACGCAACCAGAAAUAAAUACUCCAAGCAAGGGCUCCAAAACCGCAUCGAUCAUUUCCACCAUUCAACAAACCAGACAGCAAUAUAUCAAUAAUUUUGGAAACACGGGUGUCAAAAAGACGUCAUUCAGUGUCGGUGAUAAGGUACUCGUAAAUAGGCAAAUCAUGAACAUUGCCAACAAUGUCACGGUGCCCCGGUGGAAGAAACGACACAUGGUAAACAAAUCCGGAUUUCCAGAAACGCAGGGCCGGACCCCACAAGAGAAAACCGGACCCUUUAUUUACGUGGCCUGCGAGGUGAAGACUGUUCCUUCCGACGAGAACGAGCCUUAUUUCACUGUCGAGCGAUACGAUACGGGCCAGAGGCAGCGCGUCCAGAUCGACUGGGGCAUGAUCCUCCUUGAGGAUCCUUUGGCCAUUAAGGCAGCGAUUUCUGCCGCCCGAAUGACCGAGGCCGGUCUGGGCGUUUCCUCGCUAAGUAGGGAGAGCACCCACGAGAAUGUUUCCUGCACGGACCGGAUGAUCUUCUACUACAGGGGCACGGUGGUUCCAUUGUGCAGGCGGACCAAGAGAGCCGGUAAGGCUUGUCUCGUGAAUCUCCUCCAUGGGAAUGAUCCCUUUUCAUGUAAAAUCCGGUUCACGGGGAUCAAUUUGUUGGUCAUGUGCAGCACUGUGUUUUUGUUUCUGGAGGUCGCACAGCUGGCCUUCCUACCGGCUGACACGGACGAUAUAUGUGCGGCCAUUGGGACGUAAGUUUGUGCAAUCUUGAAAAACAAAUUGGAUGAUUCUGUGCAUCGAAACUAAUCCUUCGUUUUUCUUUUGUUGGAUGCAACAGAGCAAUCUGGGUCGUCCUGGUGCUGGAACUGGUUUUCGAGGUUCUCAUAAGGCCAAAAGAUUAUAAGCAGCUCAUUGAGUCGGACAAAGCCUUUCGACCCUCCACAGCGCGAUACAUUCACAAAUUUUACAUCGUGGGGGAAGCCAUUGCCCUUGUAACGUACAUCCCCGAAAUCUUUUGCCUUAAUUAUACGACGGAUGUGUGCGGGGUUAUUUUUCCAGAUGGGCGCUUCGCGCUACCGGAAGCUUCCGCAGACGCCGUGCUGGGGCCCACUCGCAGGGAUUCGAUUGUAGGGAGGCUUGUUAUGGGAUUGAUGGGCUUUCGGUUCUUUGGUGUAAUCCGACACUGGAAACAGAUGCUAAUCAACCAAACGUUCCAGCCCGCAGAGCGACAGGGAAUCGAAAAGUGGAUUAUACCAUACGAUCCAAGCAACAGGAGGAUGAGGAUGAGGCGGAGGAAGAUGGACAAAAAGGAAGAUGUAAGUUGUUGUCGGCCAAUUCGUUUCUUUUGGGACUAGCGAUAUGAUUUUUUAUUACCCCAAAAAAAUGGUUUGUGAAACUUAUUUCUCUCUCAUGACUUUCUCUCACAUAAUGACAAACACACGACUCGCCCGGCGACACCACACAUUGUGCAUUCAGGACGACGAAACUGUUGACAGUGAAUUCGAUGACGACGAUUUGGACUCCGACAAAUACCACGAAAAUCAAAGGCUAAAAAGUGCAGCAAAUAUUGGAACGGCUCUGAUAUCGGUCAACUGUCAGCGGGUGUUGAUUCUGAUGAUAUUAUCGGUGCUCGUCCUCCCGCUAUUUUAUUCUAUUUCUCACCAAAAUAAUGUGUCGGACAAUAUGGCAAAGCUGUUACAAUCACAAAAUCUCGUGUCCACGGAUGGUAUCCGACGAUGCGACUAUUUGGAAACAGCCAUUGAUUCCUGGCUGAACAUGGCAAUUGUGAAUCAACCGAACAUACCCGAUCAAGAAACCACGUAUAUCUUAUGGGCACAAGUUCUGCCGGUUCGGUGUCCCUUCCAGAAUGAGAACGGUGUCAUAACGUCUUGCACCAAAAAUGGAAUGAAGUAUCGAGAGCAAUAUCCGGAAAGUUGCAAAAUAUGGGACAACUCAAAUCCACCUCAACUCAUUCACGGCAAUGAUCAAGCCGUUCGGAAUUAUUUUGCCAAGAAGCUAAAUAUACGUGGGAAUGGAAUUUAUGUGAGGUCGAGACCUGAAAAAGCAGAUGCAUUUCAGUUCGACGCUCUUAACGAUUUCAACAUCACCGUCGUUUUCAAUCAAAAUCCAACGAUCAAACGUGCCAAUAUAUUUCAGUUCUUCCUGUUGUUGAUAACUUUCUUUCUCGGUCUUGCGUUCUUGGUUAUUGUACAGAAUGGUGUAAACUAUCUCGCGUUGGAACCUAUACAGCGCAUGCUGAGAAUUGUGUUGCGCUAUGCCGAGGAUCCCCUUUGGAUCGACGUUAGGAAAAGGAAAAAGGACAACGACUUGGACGACAUUGGUAGUUUCGAAACCGAGCAUCUCCUUGACGCGAUUACGAAGAUUUCGGAUUUACUGCGAAAGUGCUGGGGGGUGGCUGGUGCCGGGAUUAUUUCCUCGAAUCUUGGUCGAGAGAAGUACGGACAGGUGGCCAUCUUCAAUCCAACCGUUCCAGGGAAACAAGUUUACGCCCUGUUCGGCUUUGUGACCAUCUGUGGAUACAGCGACCUGCUGAAAAAUCUAGAUAGCGACGUGAUGAUUCUCAUCAACGACGUUGCAAAGGUGGUUCACGACGAGGUGUAUCGCUGGGCACUGGGCGAACACGGCCAGUGCAACAAAAACCUUGGUCCUUGCUUUUUGAUGGUUUGGCGUAUCGGCGACUUUAACGAGGUCCAGAAAAAGAACAAAGAAGCCAUCGAGAAGUUGUUUCGCGACAAGGUCUACAACACCAAUAGGAACUACCCCAGCCUGAGGCGACGAAACCGGUCCGUGCAUACGAGUCGCAGGAGGUCCACCCGGGCGACGACUCGUUCGGAUUCUACGACUGUCGGCAGCCAGGAAAUCCAGCUGGAAUCGCUGCCGGGCAUACAGGGGUUUACGGACCGGGCGCUGCUGGGGAUGCUAAAAUCCUUUGCCGGCAUCCACCGCGACCGAAGCCUGAAGGAGUGGAAGAAGGAUUUCCGCCUGAGCUCUAGCGUUGCGGCCUGUGAGGGGUACACCGUAGACGUUGUUUACGGGAUGGACGCCGGCUGGGCCGUCGAGGGCGCGGUGGGGAGCGAAUACAAGAUCGAUGCUACCUACUUGUCCCCCCACGUGAACAUGGCGUCCCGGAUGAUGGGUGCCGCGAAGCAGUACGGCGUCACGAUCCUCCUCAGCAAGGCGGUCGAGAAGCUCCUGUCGGGCGCCUGCCGCAAGAAACUCCGCCACCUCGAUUGCGUGUACGUCAAGGGAAGCGCGGUGAAGCAGGACAUCUACACCUACGACGCUCGCCACCAGGGGGUGGAUUUCUUCCUGCUGGAGCGUGCCCCCGAGCAGGCGGACCGGGAAUCGGAGGCCUACAACCAGAGCAUCUGGGACCGAGACCCCGACGUUCGGGCCAUGCGGCAGCACGUCUCGGACGAAUUCCUGGAAGCCUACCACGCCGGCGUGGACCAGUACCUGUCGGGCCGCUGGAGCGAGGCCUCCGAGUCCUUCCGCAGGGCCGACACCAUCAUGAUCCGGACGGUCGUGGAGGAGGGCUACAUCGAGCUGGACAUGGAGGACCUGGAGGACCGGAUCUUCGACGAGAACGACCUCGGGGAGGACAUUGUGGCGAUCCGGCGCGAGUUUGGCGACGGCGCCUGCCGAACGCUCUCGACCUACAUCGACCGGCGCAACGGGACGCCCCCGGACGACUGGGACGGGGUCCGCCAGCUCUUUAGCAAAUAAGGAGGCGGUGCCACGGUCACCCACCGGUCGGUCGCCUUUGGUGGGAAAGCAACAGCCCUUCUGCUGCGGAGCAGAGCGAAUCCUUCCGGUGAUAGGGUGGAUAGGUACAGUGCUUCUACUAAAUACUUCUACUCUUGUUCUUUUUCUUUUCGUAUCCAAGAAGAUACCGCACGUACUGUAGUACGUACUCGUACCGAUCCAUACCAAAGCAUGCCCAAUUCUGUUUUGGCGCGCAGGUUCGAGGAUCCGACUAGAGGAACGAUUUCUGGAUUCAUACCGCCUUCAUACCAUCGGCAUUGCCCACGAAACAAUCCAUGAAGGGCCUAUUCUCUAGCUAGUGGCCUUGGGCCUGUCGGAAGGGCCCUUCCUUUGUUUGUUGGUUGCAUACGGUACGUACCUUUCGGUUCGUACGUAGGGUAUGUUCCGAGUUAGAAGGUACUUCGGGUACGAGUUACCCGUACGACUUGCGGCGGCGUAUCAUUCCAAAUUCCAAAACAUGGAACAAAAGUAAGUACUCCUACGUACGAUGCAUACGAUACAAUAUGUUUCAGCGCCGCUAAGAGCAAAGAACUUCUUAGAGAGCGCCUCACACUUGUUCUCUCCGAUCUGUUGCAACUUCCAGACCCAGCACACGCCAUUGCGGUGGUAUGAGAUUCUCUACAAACUGCUAGUACAAAAUACUAGUAGGCAAAAAGCAUUGUGAGGCUACGUAUUCGAAACGAUAAAAAUACUGGAAGCGAACAAAUACUGUAAGAACAAUAAUAAAAAUAAUACCGCACG
Messenger RNA from Pseudo-nitzschia multistriata, 4944 nucleotides. Lineage: Eukaryota; Bacillariophyta; Bacillariophyceae; Bacillariales; Bacillariaceae. The record is from the annotation of a GenBank genome assembly.